Messenger RNA from Platichthys flesus (European flounder), 3188 nucleotides. Its product is annotated as synaptotagmin-5. Gene Ontology annotation, biological process: calcium-ion regulated exocytosis; regulation of calcium ion-dependent exocytosis; cellular response to calcium ion. The record is from RefSeq and is a predicted model, not a curated record. Gene Ontology annotation, molecular function: SNARE binding; calcium-dependent phospholipid binding; clathrin binding. Gene Ontology annotation, cellular component: axon; synapse. The coding region runs from base 91 to 1605 and encodes 504 amino acids. NCBI's taxonomy places the organism in Eukaryota, Metazoa, Chordata, Actinopteri, Pleuronectiformes, Pleuronectidae. The transcript is spliced from 5 exons.
UCAGGUCCCUGCGCACUGGCGGUGGAGCACUCUCAUAAGCAGCACUCACACCGACUCAACUCCACACAACACAUCAAACUGUGAGGGGCCAUGUCGCAGUACACUCUGGGAGUUCACCUGCAGAUUCUGCUGGCUGUGGGUCUGGCCGUGUUCUGCUACUGUCUGGUUCUUGGUUGCGUCUUUUGCUGUCGCCGGAGGAAGAGUGUUUCAUCGGAGGACAAGGAGGCAGUUUUCCUGUCUGCUCAUCCUGCUGAGAGGGUGACUGUAACAUUGACUCCAUCUCCAUGCACGCAGCCUGUUAAGCAGCAGUAUGAGGAGCUGGAUGGAGACGUGUUGGAGUUUCCUUCCUCUAAGAGCAGCUCUUCUCCCUCUAAGGAUGACGUCAUUGCCCUGCCCUUUGACCCCAGCCCCACCAGAUCAACUGAGCUGGUGCAGUCUCGUGGAUCUUCGUAUCCAAUACGGCGCCUCAGUUCCCCGGCUGUUCCCUGCUUACCCAGAAAACCUCAGAGUCAUGGCAGAGCCUCCCUGCCCUCCCUCACUAAGCUGAGUCUGGUGUCUAAAUCUUGUCGGGCUAUGGGUCGGCGAAGCACAGUGAGCAGUGAAAGUUUUCUUUACAGCGAGAGCAGUCAACUGACUGCUGGAGCUGCCGCAGCCCCCACCCUGCAGGGGCAGCAUUGUCUAUCACAGUACGGCUCUAACUCUCUCUCCAUCCCCACAAAGCCGGCUCUCCUCCUGCACUUCUCCCUGCUCUUCUCCUCCGCCGGCGGCACCCUGGUCAUCAGCAUCCUGGGGCUCUCAGGGGCCAGUCGAAGGCGCAGUGGGGUGUUUGUUCGAGCCAGCCUCCCUCCCCUCUGCCCCUCCCCUCAGCAGACAGCCUCUCGGCGCCGCAGCCUCAGCCCAGACAUCCACAGUCAGAGCUUUGUGCUGCAGGUGGGCUCUGUGGAGGAGCUGCGCACCUGCACCCUGAGACUGGCCGUCUACAGCAGGGACUUCUCAGGCCUAAGAGAGGCUGCCCUGGGGGUGGUGGAGCUGCCCUGUGAGGAGAUGGACUGGGAGCCUAACGUCACCACCACUCACACCAGGCAGCUCAGCCCGACUAAAAGCAAGCUGAAAAAGAGUGCGAGUUCUCUAGAGGGGUUGGGCCACAGGAAGAGCUCGGUGAGUGUGCCGCGGGCUUUGGGCCAGCUGUUCAUCCUACUGCAGUAUCAGACGCUGGCCCAGCGCAUCAAGGUGAUGGUCCGAAAGGCUGAGAAUCUGGCCAAGCUCACACGGAUCCCAGGAGCUCCAGACCACUACGUUGUCAUCAACCUGCGGCAGGAUGGGAAAGUCAUUGCUACCAAGGAGACCAAAGGAGUCAGCGGUCCAAGCCCCGUGUGGAACGCUCCGUUCCUGUUUGACCUGCCCCCUGGUGACAUCACUCAGUUGCCAUUGAUCCCUGAAUUCAUCAUCAUGCAGGGCCGACUCUACACUAAGAGCAGCAUUUUGGGUUGUGUGCUGAUUGGCAGCGAUGCUUCAGAGGUGGCACAGGGACACUGGAAGGAGAUGUGCAGUCGGGGGCAAAUAGAAACGGCUCGCUGGCACGCCAUCCAAUCAGAUAUGAUGUAGAAGUGAGUUUCCCAAGGGUGGAAUUAUUUGCACACAGGAAUCAGACUUUAUUUAAAGAUCGACGACGAGGGCAUCUCCCCAAAAGUGAAGCCAAAGCGUCUUUAUCGCCAUCUGGUGUUUGACUGCAGUAUAGGUCCUUCAUAUUAAAUGAUGGGAAAUGGAUCAAACUAAAAAGUCAAAAUUAAUGAAAGAUAUUUUUUUUCUGACAGAUGAUUUCUAUCAUUUUAGUUCUUAUUAAACUGAUGGUAAAAAAAAUGUAUUAUUAGCAAGUUUGGCUUUAAUUUGUCCACGAUGCUGUAAAAAUGCGCUGAAACGUCAUGUAUUACAGCUGACGAUUGGGCGUUGCAAUGGGACCUUGCUACUGUGGCUCCAGCUCACGAUAUUGGGUGGAAGUGGAGACAUGUCGUCCAUCUUUAUUUAAAGUCUAUUUGUAGUAUUAACAUGUGACCUGGAUCUAAUUGCCCCCCCUGUUUUCAAGGUACUUAUUUUAGUCUGUUUUCUAGCUAUAUUGAGUUUUUUGGGGGUUUAACUUUGUUUGUAAUGUUAUUUAUAAACAUAUGAAGUGUAUAACUAUAACUACAGUGUUCAGGAGAAACCAUAUCCAGAUGGUAAAAUGUGUAUCUUUAGGGCCGUAGUGUAAGAUGGACUGACCAUGAGAACCUGCAAGGAGGGAUCAGCAGCAGUUUCCUCCAUAUCAACAGUAUUCUGCAUCCCUGCAUUGCCUUUGUGAUGAUUUCCACUGUGAGUUCUUAAAACUGUAGUCUAGGAAGUCCACUGUUCUGGUUGUACUGGAUGCAGUCUGUGCUAAUGUUGUAGUCAUGUUUAUAUUAUGUCCAGAGGCAACACAAAUGUUAGUGUGCAAUAGAAGUUGAUAAACAGUCAAAUCUGACAUUUCUUGAGUUACGGUGCAUUUAUGUUGCCACUCUGCCUGUGGUUUGAUGUGUUGUAUUAAUGUGCCAGUAUUUGUCAAACUCUCCUUACUAGUAUGUUGCAUUCUCAUUCCAUGUAGAAUCAAUGUUUUAUUUUGUUCCACAACAAAAGGGAUAUAAAUGGGUGUAAACUAACUAUUGAUCCCUCAUGUUCUGUCAAUUGAUGCCAAAACAACACAUAGACACAUAUCAUUUCAGAAAAAGUUUCUAUUUCAUCAAUGAGAAUAGAAAUAUUACUCUGUUGUGUUCUUUUUUAGACCUGAAACAAAUAAAGAGUAUUCUUCAGAGCACUACAAUGAUGUAUGUCUGGUAUCCUAACGCAUUAAAAGUAGAUCGUACACUUGAGAUGUGGAGAUAUCUUCAUUAUUCAUUCUUCAUUAUUAUGUGACACCCUUUCAAGCAUAACCAGAAAAGAAGGUUGGGUUAAAAAAUAUCAUGUUUUAACAUUUAUUUGACAAGUGUCACAUAUUUUUUAAUGCUAAGAAUUAACAUUAUUUUUGGUUUCUAGAAAGAAAUUUCUGUGUUUCUAUGUAUUGAAUAUUGAACAUGUUGAUGCCUGCCUGUGGCAUGUAUUGUCUAACUGUACAUGAAUGUCCUUGCUUAUGAGAGAAUAAUUUCAGAGAAUUUUAAAUAAAUUGUUAUAUUAUUAAAUUA